Molecule: messenger RNA, 8705 nt
Organism: Silurus meridionalis
Lineage: Eukaryota; Metazoa; Chordata; Actinopteri; Siluriformes; Siluridae
Gene: prrc2a
Product: proline-rich coiled-coil 2A
Biological process (GO): cell differentiation
Source: RefSeq, a predicted model, not a curated record
CGCCCCUCUCUGCGCUACAGCUUCAGUAGCCGUUGACGGCUCUUGUAGUUGACGGAUCGAUUUACACCUCAAUAAUAUAUAUAUUUUUUUCCCUUUUUCAUUUAUUUUUUUUUUGGGGAAAAAAAAAAAGGAAUACAAGUUUGUUGCUGCGGUGUGGAUCAGGACUGUAGGACUCAGUUUACUCCACAUAUUCAUCACAUAAUCCUGCUAUUACAACCUCGAGACGAGUCGGAACGAGACCAGUCUCAGGGCUCACCAUACUCAAUGAGCGUGCAGCGCAAUGUCAGAGCGCUCUGGGCAAACAGCAAAGGGGAAGGAUGGCAAAACCAAGUAUGCGUCUCUCAACCUGUUUGAUACCUACAAAGGAAAGAGCCUUGAAGUACAGAAGCCUGUUGUUGCCCCUCGUCAUGGCUUGCAGUCUCUUGGUAAAGUUGCCUCUGCUCGGCGUAUGCCCCCCCCUGCCAACCUGCCCAGUUUGAAGGCGGAGAACAAAGGCAACGACCCCAACGUCUCGCUCGUUCCCAAAGACGGCACAGGAUGGGCAAGCAAGCCAGAAUCAGCCGACCCAAAGAGUACCGAUGUAUCGUCAGCACCGCAGCCGGAGUCGCAGCAGCCUGCGGCUUCACAGACACCUGCGCCGAGCCUGCCGAGAACUCCUCCAGCUCAAGAGGCCCCAACUACAGCUAUAGUCGCAGGGACAAGGUCCUGGGCUCAGGCCAGUGUUACACUUGGAGUACAAGGAGAUGGUGGAAAGGGAUCAAACCAACCGUCGCCAUUCUCUCGCGAGGAAUUUCCCACCCUGCAGGCGGCGGGCGACCAGGACAAAGCUGGCAAAGAACAGGCCACUGCAGAUCAGUGGUAUGGGCCAGGACCAAGCCUCCGCCCCCAGAAUGUGACGAGUUGGCGGGAUGGUGGGGGCCGUGGAAUGGCGCCCACCAUAGCUGGGGAGGGGAUGGUGGAGGGCAGCCUCGUGGCAGCCAUGGGAAUGGAGGGUGCAGCUGGGGCCCCUCUCCUUCAGAAUCCCCCCCAUGGGCCACCUAGAAACCCGCCUGCAGGCAGUCCCACCCUUCCCCUCCCCCAGCCUCCGGUUGGCCCGCAGUUCGCUUACAGAGGAAUCCUGCCUCCCUUCAUGUACCCACCGUUCUUGCCCUUCCCACCGCCAUAUGGUCCACAAGGGCCUUACAGGUUUCCCACACCCAAUGAGGCCCCUAGGUUCUCUCGUUCACAGGGUGGGCCUGCACCAGAGGGGAGGCCACCUGGUGGCCCCCGUGGCGAGAUGGUCAAACGCCCCUCCAUCCUAAAGCAGGAUGACCUUAAGGAGCUGGAUGAGUUAGACCAUGAGAUAGAUGAAGGAUGGGCUGGGGCACAAGAGGAGAUUGACUACUCGGCCAAGUUAAAGUUCAGCGACGAUGAAGGGGAGGAAGAGGGGGAUGACGAGGAAAUCGAACACAACAACGGAAUUAUGGAACAAAGGGAGCAGCAGAAAUCCCAAGACGGACCUGCCCUAAGUUCACGUUCCCAGGCAUCUGAUAGUGGAAGCAGUACAAGGCACACACCUCCUGUCCCCACUGAUGAGGCUGCCCCGGGACCCUCCAGCAAGCCAAACUGGGCCGAGGAGGGGGGAAGCAGCUGGGGUGGUCAGGCAAGCGCUGGACCCUACCAGGAGCGUAGGCCUGGACACGGUGGUCCUCGGGAGCAGCCCUCCCCCCCACCAAUUUCACUUCUUGGGCAGGGACCCAACUCCUACUACCGACAGCAGGAACGGGCCUCGAACCAGUCCGUGCCCCAAAAGCUGUCUAAUAAUAAUAAUAAUCAGGUCCAGCAGCCGAAAGGACCUACACCUCCUCCAGCCCUGAUUAAUCAGACACAGGGUGAGGAUGAAGAUGAAACAUGGCGCCAGCGGAGAAAGCAGUCAUCUUCGGAGAUCUCUGCGGCAGUCGAACGUGCUCGGCGUCGCCGCGAGGAAGAGGAGCGUAGGAUGGAGGAAGAGCGGCGUGCUGCAUGCGCUGAAAAGUUGAAGCGGCUGGAUGAGAAGCAGCAGCAGCAGCAACAGCAGCAGCAGCAGCAGCAGCAGCAGCAGCAACAACAACAGCAGCAGCAGCAACAACAACAGCAGCAGCAGCAGCAACAACAACAGCAGCAACAGAAGCCCAGUGCUGCCGUGGAGGUUGCUGCGACCAGCCCCACUCCGUCCUUAACCACUUCAGUUUCUUCAUCCAGCACCAGUCAGCCCCCAUCACCCUGUGUAGACACAGAGGAACCACCUCUCGCAUCUGCUCAGUUAGGUGGCGCUACACUGGCGCUGACUGCUAAUAACAGACAAAGAGCUGGCAGCAAUAGCAGCUAUGACUCUAACACUGAUGCACAACAGGUUGUUCCACCUCCUGCCCCCCAGCAUCAGCAGCCCCAUGAUGUUCCAGCACCAGGGGAAGUCAAGGAGGAACCCGUGCCAAGCAGCACUCAUGUUCGCAGUAGCAGAAGUGGCGACGAGACGGUGAAGGUCGAGACGAUUUCAGGGGGAUCCGGAAGGCCAGGGGGUGGGAUGCCUGGCCAGGGCUUUUCCAAGUAUCAGAAGUCCCUUCCGCCUCGUUUCCAGAGGCAGCAGCAGGAACAGCUCCUGAAACAGCAGCAGCAGUGGCAACAGCAGCACAGCCAAGCUGCCCAAGUUCAGCUCCAGCCACAAGCACCUCAACAGACUCCUGGCGCCACUCCGCAGCCAGGUCCUAAACAGCCUGCUCUAUUCCCUGGCUCCAUGGGACGGCCGCCACCACUGCCCAUUAACUUUGAUCCUCGGUGGAUGAUGAUGCCCUACAUGGACCCUCGUAUAAUGCAGGGUCGCCCCCCACCAAUGGAUUACUAUCCGGCCAGCAUGCAUCCCACCGGGCUGAUGAGUCGGGAGCGUUCGGAUUCCGGUGGCUCUGGCUCGGAGCAGUUUGAUAGGCAGCAGCAUGGAGGUCCCCCCCAUGCUCAUCGUGGUACACCACCAAUGGAUCCUAAACUGGCUUGGGGACCAGAGGUUUUCCCAGGGAGCGGAGAAGGACGGGCUCUGAGUUCCCCCUUAAGGCAGAAACAAGCUCUGGAAGAGGAGGACAUGGGCAAAGGUGCCAGGAGUGACACUCCUCCGGUGCGCAAUCAAGACGGAGGUCCAGGUUCCAUUCAGCCACCUCUUGUGGGUACAAACUCUCCUUCUGGCUCUACUGAUAAAUCAAUAUCCCCUGUGGGGACUCAAGUUGGCCAUCACCAACCCUUCUUGGGAGGGCGUGGCAAUUACAGCAGCUUCCCAGAUCCAGGAUCCAGGAUGGUUUCUCACCCACAGCAGAGGGUUAAUACUGCAGGAGAAGUCCGUGGCUUUGGUCAUCAUGAUGAACCACCACAGAGUGGCCAACAGAAUCAAAUAUGGGGUGCUCCACAUCCCCACUUUGACCGUAAUGGCCGCGCUGAUCUCGCGCCCUUGGACAACACCCAUUUGCAGCAUCACCAUGCCCAUCCCUCACAUUACACUCUGCAUCCACACAAACAGGAGAACGGUAGAGAGAGGGGAGGAGAGCCCAAGAAGACCGGAUCCUCUCCUCCACUUCCCCAGCAAUGCCCUUCUUCUUCCUGCUCUUCUACCUCCUCCGCCUCUUCAGCCAGGGAGGAUGGUAGCGGGAAGCAGUCACUACGUCACUCCCCACACCAGCAUGAGCAUGACACUGGACCUCGUGGUGUUGGUGGACGGAAACAUGACAAACCAGGCAAUACCUACUCUCACUUACAGUCCUCCCAGCAUUCGGUGCAGCAGCACCACCCCAAAUCUAACUCCCGUAGUCGGGAGCAAAAGACUGAAACUCAUUGGGGCCCAAGACCUGGAAGCAGUAGUGCAAGUGGUGGAUCUGUGCAUAACAGAAAGGGAGGACACACAGGAGGGGAGGAUUUGACCCAUCAGGUUGAUAAGCCCAUUGUCCAGUCAGGGGGGGGUAACCCCAACAAGCGAAUGGGUCCUAUUAAGCGACCUGUGCUGAAGGAAAUAAAAAGAGAACUUGGUGAAGGUGAGGGAGGAGAGAAGAACAGCAUUGGCUCUGCAAAAGAUAAAGACCAAACUGCCUCUCAUGUGUCAGUUAAACAAACGUCAGCCUCCGGUUCUCAAGCCCCAUCCGGACCUUCCAGGAAAGAUGAAAGCGCUCUGCCGGGAAAGCCGAGAAACGGUGGCAAGGAUAGAGGUGCUGGUGGGGCCAUGAGUAAAUCAUCCAAAGAAGGAGAAAACUCUGUCCAAACCACUGGUUCUUUAGCUCCACCUUCCAGGAGGGACAGAGAGCAUUCUUAUGAGACAAGUAGCAAUGCAGGAGGUGGUACAUUCCACGCGGGCUCUUCCAGAGGAGGCCGAGCGAGCCGUGGAAGGGGCGAGUUCUAUGGUCGGGGCAGAGGAUACAGAGGCAGUUAUGCAGGAAGUGCACGUGGUAGGGCAGGAGGCCGAAGCAGCCGAGACUACAGAGCCACUGCCAACAGCGGAUAUCACCACGGUUCCUCUAACCAAGAUCACAAGAGGGAAGGGUCAUCUGGCAGACACGGCCAGGGAGGCCCCCAGCCAAACCCCGGACGUGCCCGGAACCACAGCGAAACCCGAAGCGAAGGCUCUGAGUAUGAAGAAGUGCCGAAAAGAAGGAGGCAAAGAGGUUCCGAGACAGGCAGUGAGAGCGCGGCUAGUGACCUUGCACACUCUGACAGGGAGGAUCGUAAAGCACCUACUAAGAAAGGAACAGGGGGAGAGAACCAAGCUUUGGGCAAUGCAACAUCUUCAGCACCACCAAGAAAUACCCAAACCAGAGUGUUCACGCCGAGAGGAGUGCCUUCGAGACGUGGCAGGGGUGGAGGUGCCGCUGGAGGAGGUGUCUACAGAAAUUCAGGUGGUGGAGGAGGCAUGUCUGGUGGACACCGUUCUGGGCCUGGUUCUUCUUCUCAAGGUAUGUCUGCUAAAUCCUCUGCAUCAGCUCGAAAGCAACAUCCACAGCCCUCCCUAAUAAAAGAAGCAAGCCAUGGAUCUAAUGGAGAAAAGAAAGAAAAGGCUACUGAGCAGGGUCAUUCUCAAAACCAGGGUGUAAACUCUUCAAAAUCUCUGCCUGCAGUGCCCACAACUGCCCCGAUGGGCACUGAAAACGGGGGUGUGGCCCAGAACCUAAGCAACAUCAAUUCCAAUUCCUCUGGACCCAAACCGCUUCCUUUACCUAAUGUAGAUGGGCGAAAUGUCCUGCACAGGGGAUUUGAGCGGCCUCCUCGGCGUCGGCGCCACGGUCGCUCCCAACAUCAGCAAGACAAGCCGCCCAGAUUUCGCCGGCUCAAACAGGAGCGGGAGAAUGCUGCCCGUAUCAACGGAAGCAGUGGAAUAAUCGAAGCUGUAGGCGCACAGCCACAGCCGUCUGCUUCGCCAUCCCAGAAUCCGGUGCAAGACGGAACGUCUAACGUAUCCAGUACCGCCGCCGUUGCAAAUGCGAAUCACAAUAUCGCCGCAACCAACAAUAGCAGCUAUCUUGGGGGUGGAAACCUGAAUUUGAAUAGCCACCACCAUCACCAUCAUCAUUUCCAUGGCAACUCUGGCCUGCCCCAUUCUCAGCACCACCAUAACCACAACCAGACGGGUGGCGCCAAAUCUCCAGAUGUCUCCAACCAUAACUCUGAUCAGGCCAACGAGGAAUGGGAAACUGCCUCUGAAAGCAGUGACUUUGCAGAGUUUCGAGAGAGGGAAGGUGGUGGUGGUGGAGUUGGUGGAGGAGGAGGUGGAAAAUCCUAUUCCUCUUACCACCACCACCAUCCUUCUGGAAGAGGAAGCGGAGGUGGGGGAGCUGUUGACCGAGAGAUCACUAAUAAAGAUUCGGCUGCCAAUAAGAGGAGCUUCUCCAGCCAGCGGCCUGGGAUGGAAAGGCAGAAUCGACGGGUCAGCACCGGAGGCAGUGGAGGUGGUCGAGGUUCCAGGGGUCCACCUAACAGUGGAGGACCGGGUGGUUUAUCGGGUAAUGGCGGGCCCAAUCGUGGUGAGAGGCGUGGCAACUGGUCAUCUCCCAAGAACAGGAAGUGAAUCCUUUUUUCUCCUUUUAAUUUAGCAACAUUUCAGAUUCAUCCCUCGUUCUCUUGAUUCUUAUCCCCUCAGAUUAUUACCAUUAUUAUUAUUGUACAAGAUAUAGUUAUGAAGAUGUACACACUCAUUCUAGCAUCCUCUGUUUAAUGCUUUGUGUCUCGUCCCUUUUUAUUUGUCCGUUCACACUUUGCUUUCCUUUCACACGAGCCCCAAGUUCUUUUCCGAUUCGACACCGCAUUUACAUUAAUUGACAACAAUUCAGCUGUAAAAAAAUAAACAAAAAUAAACAAACAAAAAAAAAAGGUUGCAUAUACAAGCACAAUAUGACCUCAAACUGACACACAGAUGCUUGACGUGUGACUGCAGCGUGUCGGAGGCCUACGUUAGUAGCACGCAGUAGAGUCUGGAAGUAUUUAUGGAAGGCCGCUAAUUCGUGAUGUCCCUGUGUAUAUUUAUACAUUGUCGGGGGUUUAGCAGUACAGCGUAUGCUUCAGGUUGGAAUCGGGGUUAGGUGUGCAGUUACUCUUUUAAUAUGAAGAUAUAUUCCAUAGAUUUCGCCUUUUUUUUUUUUUUUUUUUUUUCUUUUUUUUUUUUUUAACCACAUUGUUACGUUUCAUAUCCCCUCCCUUAAAAAGUUAGGGCUGUAAUGUUUCUUUUCCUCUGCAAAGCAGGUCAUUAAAAAAAACAACAUUUUUUAAAUCAACAUCCUUCUUGAAUAUUUUUUUUGUUCCGGUUCAUUGCAUCAUUUUGGCUUUGUCCAACCUCCGAAGUACUAAUGUUCCACAUUUACUGUUUCUAAUAUCACUGCUGUAGCUCCUGAACUAUUUAGUGUGACUUUUUAACUCAAGGUUGUCGGACGAUCGCUUCUCUGCUCCUGCAUUAUCAUUUUUUUCCUUCCUCAGCAGGUCGUAUUUUCAGCCUCUGCGUAGAAUAUUAAUUCUAGUAUUUGAAGAAAAAAAUUUCAACACACACUUUAUCCCCCACUCCAGGAACAUCACAAUUUACAUCAUCAUAAGGAUUUUUUUUUUUUUCUCCAGCAUACACUUCUUCUAUAGAUUACAAUUUUUUUGGUGGAAACGUUUCUGUUUAGAUCGCAGAUACCCUCGCACUCCUAAACUUCACGUUUUUUUUUUUCUCUUAUCUUCUUAUCUUCCUUUCUUUAUUUCAUUUACUCUACAUCUCUGCCAUGUUUGAUUCAUUUAUUAAGUGUCAUAUUACGGUUCCUCUUAAACCAAAAUUGUAAGUAUUGCGCUUUUGUUACUUUUUGUGUUACUUCGUUGUUUUGUUUUGUUUUGUUUUUUAUAGAUUGAAAACGUAAGCGCGCUUUCUGUUUCACCAUCGGUUAGUUCCGAUCACGUUUUGCUUUUUCGACAAAAACCAACCGAGACGCCGCUUCCUGCUCGGGGGUGGCGGUGCUACAUGGAGUAUCGGCGACGUCUUGGUAGGAAAUUUCGCGCCCGAUUUCCGUGUUUAAACAUUUACACACACUUGCUUCUUUUUUUUUUUUCUUUCUUUCCCCCUCUUAAAACAGUCACCUUUUUAAAAAAAAAUGUAAAAAAGAAUAAAAAAAUGUUGCACCCGAGACGUUGCGUAAGUCAGGUUCGCAUGCGCCCACACUCAAAAUACAAUGACUAAAAGUACAGAUCUGACCUGAAACAGGUGCAAGGACACGCCCUUGUGUAUUCUGACCAGCAUUUUACUACUGCUGUAAGUUGGGGUUUGUUUUCUGAACGUUCCCGUGUGUCCGAGUGUAGUCUGGGUAACCGAAUAGAGCUUCUAUAAAUGAAAUGCAGGAGUGACUACGGCAACUAAUGAGUGCGAGUGUGUGUGUGCGUUAUCUCUACUGUAUGUAUAAUUUUUUUAUAUUUUUUUUUUUGGGGGGGGGGGUUGUGUGUUGUUUGUUUUUCUGUGGGGCAGUUUUUUUCUUUUUCUUUUUUCUAACCCGUUAGUGGGAUAAUAAUAGGAUGUUGAUACUGGUGUUCACUAUAUACACUCAUGGAUAUGCAUUCAAGUGUGUGUAAGUUUAUCCGAAUGAAGUAAUGAAAAGCAUUUGACAUCUCGUCUCUCUGGCAUUUAUUUUUGUUCGUUCGUUCGUUCGUUUGUUCGUUUGUUUUUGUUUCGUUUUGUUUCCUUUGGCCCCCUGACUGACAUUAUAGCACGACCGCAUCCUCGUCCGCACCUCGGUGAGCCUGAACGUUUGCAGCUACGCGUCUGGUUCCGAGCGCUAUCUAUCCUUUUUUAUUAUUAUUUCUUCGCUUCUAGACAUUUAGCUAUCUCUCGACGUGGUCAUUAUCGUAUGUACCCAUGUUUAACGAGUAAGUAAUACUACCCAUUCGAGCGUAUUCCUGGAAUACUCAAAGAUUGUACUAUACUUCUGACCGCACUAAGGUACCUGAAGUGGUUACAGCGUUUAUAGCAUUUAUGGUUUAUUACUGGAGCCUUGAUAUACACACAUGUAUGUAUAUUGGUAUGUAUCUAAGUUCGUCUACCCCAACUUACAUUCCCAAAAUAAAAAAAAAUAAAAAGAGAGAAAAAGAAAAAAAGAUUGUUGCCAUUUUUAAGUUCAUGGGAGCAAUGUACAAGCAGAGAAGUGUCUUAUUAUAAUAAAGUAUACAGAGAAAAAGAGUUAAAUAAAAAUCUUUUUGUUUUAAUGGAA